CCUCGAUAACCGUCCUCGGCGACCCGGUCCUAUACCGAACCACAACAACAAACACCUGUUCCCUAGAGUUUCCUUGGUAAACACCAGCCAAAAUGUCACAAGUUCACGCCUUGUCCGACGAUCAGGUCGGACAAGAGCUCCGCAAGAUGACGGCUUUCAUCAAGCAAGAAGCCGAGGAAAAAGCGCGCGAGAUCGAGAUCAAAGCCAACGAGGAAUUCGCCAUCGAAAAGUCCAAGCUGGUCCGCCAGGAGACGGACGCCAUCGACUCGGCCUACGCCAAGAAGUUCAAGCAGGCGCAGAUGUCGCAGCAGAUCACGCGGUCGACCGUGGCCAACAAGACGCGGCUCAAGGUCCUGGGCGCGCGCCAGGAGCUUCUGGAUGACAUCUUUGAGGCCGCCAGCGCCCAGCUGGCCGAUGCUACCAAGGACGAGGGCCGCUACAAGGACAUCCUCAAGGGCUUGCUCUUGGAGGGCUUCUACGCCAUGAACGAGCCUGAGCUGGCGAUCCGCGCGCGCAAGGCGGAUUAUGACGUGGUUAGGCAGGCGGCGGAGGCGGCGAGCGAGGAGUACAAGGAGAAGACGGAUAAGGAUGUCAAGGCGACGAUUGAUGAGGAGAAUCCCGUUGCUGAGGGGAGCGCUGGUGGCGUCAUCAUCGUCGGCGGAAACGGCAAGAUCGAUAUCGACAACACCUUCGAGGCCAGGUUGAACCUGCUUAAGGACAGCGCUCUCCCGGCGAUGCGCAAGGCUCUUUUCGGCGACAACCCCAACCGCAAGUUCUUCGACUAAGUGCACCGCUUCUUCGGAAGGCUACUGUGAAUACGGAGAA
This is a messenger RNA of Neurospora tetraspora, 825 nucleotides long. Its product is annotated as vacuolar ATP synthase subunit E. Bases 93 to 785 code for a protein of 230 amino acids. The record is from RefSeq and is a predicted model, not a curated record. Lineage: Eukaryota; Fungi; Ascomycota; Sordariomycetes; Sordariales; Sordariaceae. Gene Ontology annotation, molecular function: proton-transporting ATPase activity, rotational mechanism. Gene Ontology annotation, biological process: proton transmembrane transport. The transcript has 3 exons. Gene Ontology annotation, cellular component: proton-transporting two-sector ATPase complex, catalytic domain.